CUCCUGUUGCUGUUGGUGUUGAUGACGUUGUUGUUGCUGCUCCUGCUGUUGCUGCUGUUGCUGUUGCUGCUGUAAAGCAUGAUGGAGCUCGGCUGCCUGCUGAAGCUGUUGAUGUUGCUGAUGCUCCUGCUGCUGAUGUUGAUGUUGAUGCUGCUGUUGCGGUGUCGGAGUUAUUAUAAAGGGUUGGCCGUUGUGCGCAGGUGGACUAGAGAGCACCACACCCUCCAUCGCGUAGCUUGUCAUGAUCUGACCAUUAGGCUCAUAGACCUGACUGGGAUGCGUAUACUCUCCCGGGUUGACUAAGGCUUGUUGCUGGCCCAUGGUUUGCAUAUGUUGCUGGAGCUGCUGUUGCUGAUGUUGUUGAUGUUGUUGUUGCUGUUGCUGUUGUUGCUGCUGUUG
Gamsiella multidivaricata is the source of this 399-nucleotide messenger RNA. RefSeq lists its product as uncharacterized. NCBI's taxonomy places the organism in Eukaryota, Fungi, Mortierellomycota, Mortierellomycetes, Mortierellales, Mortierellaceae. The record is from RefSeq and is a predicted model, not a curated record. The annotation marks the transcript as partial. The transcript has a single exon.